AUAUUUUUCUUAAAAAAAUAUCAAACGAAUUUUCUGAUGUUGAUACUAGCGAAGAAUAUAUUGAUGCAAAUCAAGAUAAUAUCCAGUCAACUAAAAAACCUUCUGGAAGACCAUAUGGAGCAAUAUGGAAUUUUUUUACAGAAGUCGAUUGUAAAAAAGCCAAACCAGAGGCAAAAGCAGCUAUACGAUAUAUGAUAGAGUCACGAAAUCAAAAAACAUUAACAAAUAUUGCUGGACAAAAGCGAAAAAUUAGUGAAGAUCAAAGAAGCUUAAUGGACUAUUUUGAAAGUCAACAAUUAUCUCAAGAAAAAAAGGAAUUCAUUGAAAAUGCACUUAUCAAAUUUUUUGCUUGUUGCGGAAUUCCAUGGCAUCUGGUUGAAUAUCCAUUUUUUAUUGAGCUUAUACAACAAUUACGACCUUCUUAUUGUCCGCCAAAUCGAUAUACACUUUCAAAUACAUUGUUAGAUAAUGAAAUAUUAUGUGUUAUUAAUGAAAAUUUUGAAAUUAUUACAAAUGAAGCUGUCAAAACUAUACCAGUAUGCAAGUCUUGCAGAUUGUUUUUUGGACUCGCACAACUUGAUGCAGCUAUAAAAAAUAUAUCUGACUCUGAUCAUCAAAUAUUUUAUCGUUAUUGUAUACAAAAGUUUAAUACACGAUUCCAGGAAUUUGAUUUUGAUGAACAUUUACUUGCCUAUUAUUUGCAUCCAGGAUAUCGUGGUGUUGGUAUUGUACAAGAGAUUUUGAUAGCUCAAUUACGUGAUUAUCAUAUUAAAAACCCUCCUUAUAAUAUAUCAUAUACAAUGAAUUAUGAUACACCUUGUACUUGGCUGCUAGUUGUGAACGAAUCUGGUCAAUAUGUGGAUGAAUUUAUGGAAAGCAUUGUACAAGAUUUUGAAGAUAUUCGACAAAUUUUAACUGAAGCAGAUCUUUAUGAAGAUAUUGAAGAAAUAACUUUUGAACAAGUUAUAGCAAAUGUAGAUUUAGAUAUGAUCGAUAAUGAUGAUAAUAGUAUUGCAUUUGAGGAAGAUAUUAUAUUAGAGGAAACAUUGAAUUUAUCAGAAUUACAAUUUUUACCAAAAGAGUCUAAGCAAAAUGAAAUAGAAUCUAAUAAUGAUAUGUCGCAAGACUUGGAUGAUAAUUGGCUAAUAGAUUUUGAAAAGGAGGAUGAUUAUGAUCCAGUUGAAUUAGCUACAAAAUUUUUCUAA
Racocetra persica is the source of this 1205-nucleotide messenger RNA. The record is from the annotation of a GenBank genome assembly. Lineage: Eukaryota; Fungi; Glomeromycota; Glomeromycetes; Diversisporales; Gigasporaceae.